Messenger RNA from Ambispora gerdemannii, 126 nucleotides. Lineage: Eukaryota; Fungi; Glomeromycota; Glomeromycetes; Archaeosporales; Ambisporaceae. The record is from the annotation of a GenBank genome assembly.
AUGCCUCCUAAGAUGUCUGCAACCAAUGACUUCAUGUUAUCCGAGGAUUACUCGAAUAUUUGUGACAAAUAUGAUUAUUCGAAUCCAACCUUUAUGCAUCGUGCUUGUGGCGCAUUAGCUGAUUGA